This is a messenger RNA of Colletotrichum phormii, 1709 nucleotides long. RefSeq names its product fatty acid desaturase. Gene Ontology annotation, cellular component: membrane. Gene Ontology annotation, molecular function: oxidoreductase activity, acting on paired donors, with oxidation of a pair of donors resulting in the reduction of molecular oxygen to two molecules of water. The transcript is spliced from 2 exons. The record is from RefSeq and is a predicted model, not a curated record. The coding region runs from base 73 to 1566 and encodes 497 amino acids. Gene Ontology annotation, biological process: lipid metabolic process. Lineage: Eukaryota; Fungi; Ascomycota; Sordariomycetes; Glomerellales; Glomerellaceae.
GAUGCCACCGACGAGGUCACCGUUAAUGUCUUGCAAUACGGCAGACUGCAUUCCCCGGAAGCCAAGGCACAGAUGGCUCGGUAUCGUAUCGGAAGAAUCGAGGGCCACUGGAGGAACUUUGUGCCACCCAUCCAGGGAGGCAAGUUCAGGGCCAUCGAGCAGGGCGGCCCGGAGUUUGACCCUGCCGAAGACGACGACGCACUGCGCUUCUUUGGCGCCUCAUCGCCCAGCGAUAUCAGCUCACGAGAAGCCUCGCCCGUAUUUGACACCGCCGAGAACCACGUCCGCCAUAGACACGGCGCCGCGCCGAGCCCAAACUCGACCUCUGGCUCUUCCGCUACGUCAGUAAUCGACGAUGGCCACGACGACAAGGAGAUGGACGGUACUGCCUUUCUCGACUCGGAGACGCGGAAGCAGAUCCGUCUCGACCUCGACAAGUACCCUGCCCUAGACGACGAGACGCAGUCGGACAUCGUGCGAAAGUACAGGCUCCUCGACAAGCGCAUCAAGGCUGAGGGGCUUUACGACUGCGACUACCGUGCCUAUGCCAUCGAGGUAUCACGGUAUACACUUCUCUUCGUCGGCAUGCUGACGUUUCUGCGAUGGGGCUGGUACUUCCCGAGCGCAGCUUGUCUGGGCUGCUUCUGGCACCAGCUCGUCUUUACCGCUCACGAUGCCGGGCAUAUGGGCAUCACUCAUAACUUUCACGUCGACACGUGCAUAGGCAUUUUCGUCGCCGACUUUAUGGGCGGGCUGUCCAUUGGAUGGUGGAAGCGGAAUCACAACGUCCACCACAUUGUUACGAAUUCUCCCGAGCAUGACCCCGAUAUCGAGCAUCUGCCCUUCUUCGCUGUCUCCCACCGUUUCCUCGGUAACUUGACGUCGACCUACUACGAGCGAGUAAUGGAGUACGAUUUCGCCGCGAAGCUGUUCCUGAAGGCACAGUCGUAUCUCUACUACCCCAUCAUGCUCUUUGGCCGCUUCAACCUGUACAGACUUUCCUGGGACCACCUUAUCAUGGGCCGCGGUCCAAAGAAGGGCAUCGCCUGGUGGCACCGCUGGCUCGAGAUGGCCGGCCAGGUCUUCUUCUGGAUCUGGUUCGGCUACGGCAUCGUGUACAAGUCCAUCCCCACCAACUGGGACCGCUUCGUCUUCGUCAUCAUCAGCCACAUGUUCCAGGCCCCGCUGCACGUCCAGAUCACGCUCUCCCACUUCGCCAUGAGCACCGCAGACCUCGGCCCCCACGAGUCGUUCCCGCAAAAGAUGUUGAGGACGACCAUGGACGUCGACUGCCCGACCUGGCUCGACUUCUUCCACGGCGGCUUGCAGUUCCAGGUCGUCCACCACAUGUACCCGCGCAUCCCACGCCACAACCUGCGCAAGACGCAGCGGCUCGUGCAGGACUUUUGCAACGAUGUGGGCAUUCCGUACGCCCUUUACGGGUUUGUCGACGGUAACAAGGACGUGGUAGGUCGGCUGGCCGAGGUGUCCCGGCAGGCGGCCAUCUUGGCAAAAUGCCAAAAGGUCGCCGCUGAUCACAUCCAGAACGGCGGUCAUGGUCACUGAUGGAACCCGGUUGGCCGUUUCGGUCUCGCAUCUUAACCUCAAAAAGCUGGUCCCCUGUUUGUCAUCUAAUUGCACAAUAUACUUUUCAAUAUACUUCUCUCGUGGCGGAGAGAGGAAGUGAAUGUGUCUACUUGCGACUGGGG